AGUAGAUAAUUAUUUAUAUAACUAAAUUAGAACUGAUCAGAUUUUACUGUGUCAACAUGUUCCGACUGUUAGUCUUCGUUUGUGUAUUCAUACUUGUUAAUGGAGAACCGUCUACAAACGUGAAUCCAUGUAAUCAAAAUUUAGGUGAAUUACCUCUCCAUAUAUAUAUACAGGACUGCAUUGAACCACCCUGCCGAGUGGUGACUGGUGGGGAUGUGGUGGUCAACGUUAUCUUUAAAGUUCCUCGUACAACUCGCAGCAUGACGACCAAAGCAAUAGCCUUGUCAUUCAUAGAAUAUGAUCUUAAAGAGUAUGCAUUAACAUGCAAUUUUCUUCGGAACGCAUAUUGCCCAGUUUUCAAAGAUGAAGUAGUUGAAUAUACUCUGCGUAUGCACGUAGAGUCGUGGUUUCCUGCUGCCCCAUCUAUCCCCAUAGUGUUUCGAGUUGUAGACGAAAAAGACGACCCUAUUUGGUGUAUCAGCACUACGAUCGAAGUGAUAAGACCGUCAAAAACCAUAAAUAAGGAGACAUUGAUAAAUUAAAAACUUUAAAAUUUUAUAACAUCGUAAAACAAAAAAAGAAAUACUUUUUAUAAUGUAUGUAAUAUAAGGUUUAAUAUGACCAAGCGAACUAAUUUAUGAUUCUCAUCUCUCUUAUAUGUUUCUAUAACAGCAAUUUAUGUCCAAAUUCAAAUCGUAAAAUUUACUUAAAUAAUAAUAAACUUUCACCACACGAUAAUCAAUUAUCGGAUUUACAUUUCACACCUGCGCUAUGCGUCAAUAAUAAUUAAUGUUAAUUUGAUUAAUAACAAUACAGAUAAUUCAAAAAUGUAUGAACAAUAAACGCUAAAAUUUCACG
This is a messenger RNA of Pieris rapae (cabbage white), 858 nucleotides long. RefSeq lists its product as uncharacterized. The transcript has 4 exons. The coding region runs from base 57 to 542 and encodes 161 amino acids. The record is from RefSeq and is a predicted model, not a curated record. NCBI's taxonomy places the organism in Eukaryota, Metazoa, Arthropoda, Insecta, Lepidoptera, Pieridae.